CCGAACACCAAAUCUAAGAAGUCAAAGGAACUUCGAACUCCGACACUGACGUUGACGAUGUCGAACUUCCCACUGGACGUAAUCGCCGACAUACUCAGUCGAUUGUCCGUCAAGGACCUCUUGUGCUUAAGGUGCGUCUCCAAAACAUUCGACUCUCUGAUUCAGAGCUCCGAUUUCGUCGUCUUGCACCUCAACCGCUCCAUCAACACCCGCACCAAUCGUGUACUCAUCCUCAACAACUCAGAUCUGAACUUUGUCGAUCUGGCUUCCUUCGAUUCCUUCGCCACCAGACUCGACCAUCCUUUGAUGGAUUGCCAAGACGGAAUCAAGAUCCUGGGUUCCUGUAAUGGGUUGCUUUGUGUGUAUAACAUCAUUGAUGAUAUAGCUGUAUGGAAUCCUUCCACAAAAGAAUACCUGAUUUUACCCGCUUUGUCACUUGGGGCUUGUCAGGUGUUUGUUUAUGGAUUCGGGUAUGAUUCCGUUAAUGACGAUUAUAAAGUUGUGAGGAUUAUACAGUCUUUUCGGGUGGAGGACAAGGUUUUUGAAUUGGAGGUUAAAGUUUGGAGCUUUGGGGAAAAGGGGUGGAGGAGGAUUGAGGAUCUUCCUUAUGUUUUAUCCUUUCCUGGAGCAAAUGGAGUUUUUGUUUGUGGUGCUUUACAUUGGGCUGUGAGUCGUAAAGAUGAACCUGAAAAUGUGAAUACAAUUGUUGCUUUGGAUUUAGGAGUUGAGGAGUAUAGGGAAGUACCACAGCCUGAGUAUCCAGAUGGAGAAGAAUUCCACUUGGAAGUGGGGGUUUUGGAAGGGUGUUUAUGUGUUAUUGCUGAUUAUGUUGAUUCUCAUGUUGAUUUGUGGGUAAUGAGGGAAUAUGGGGUGAAAGAGUCUUGGACUAAAUUGCUUUCAUUGGCAUGCGGAGAGCUGACUGAUUCUUUUAGGUCUGUGAAGCCUUUGGUUUACUCCAGGGGUGGAGAUCAAGUUCUAUUGGUAUUUGACAGCGUAAAACUUUUUUGGUAUGAUCUUGAGAAAAAGAAAGCCACAACGGUCAAGGCCCGUGGUGUGCUGUUUUCCUAUGAAUCAGAUAUUUGUCUGCAAAGCCUUGUUUCUCUUGCUGUCAAGAAGAGAAAUGAUGCAAGGCAGCAAAAGGAAGAGGAUGAAAACUUGUAUGUACAAGUUGAUAUUUGGGUUGGCCAACCCUAGCAGCAGUUGGCAGUUGGCAGUUGGCAGUUGCAAAGAGAGGUAAUAACACAUCAAAUUAUUAAGACGUGUGGAAUCCUGGAAUCAUGAUUAAUACGAUCAACACGUGGAGUCUUUAAAAGGAAAGAAAUCCAAUUGAGGCAAUGCUUUGGAGAAGAAUCAACAAACUUUGAAAUCUAGAAGUUAGUUGCCCACAACCGUUGGUCUCCACGUGUUGCAUCCAUCUAUUUCUUUCCUAUUGAAAACUUCAUGUCUGAUCAUGUUGAUCAUGAUUCAAGGCCUUCACAUGUGAAUAAUAAUUUGAGGUGUUUUCAAGAGGGGGAAUUCAGCAGCAGGUAAUUUAUUCAAAUUGUAUCCACAGCAUAUUGUUUGUUGAUGCUUUUCUUGUUUACAAUCCAUCUGAUUCUUUUUUUUUUCCUUACCUUACAUUUUUAGCUGCCAGUUUGCAAUGAAGGUGUAUUUAGUAGAUAUUGACCCUGCUUACAGUCAUUGACUCAGCCAGUUCGUUAUUGCAGUUCCUGUUUUUGUUUCUCAACCUGAAUCAGAAUGUUUGAGAGGUCAUCAUGACAGGUAGACAAAUAUACUCCUUUCCAAUCACCCUAAGAUCUGGGUUAAGAUGAAAUCUCUUGACGUGGUGACGCAUGCUUGUAGAAUAGGGGAAUUGGCUGUUGUGCAAACUGCAGGUGCUGGUGGACGAUGGACAAAAUGACAUGUUAUUUUCAACCCAAUUAGCAAAUGCUGUAGCUCAAGACAAUCUGAAUGCCUUAUGCCUCUUUAUGCGUUACAAGCUACCAAUAAUCUUCUCUGCUUGGUGGGUGGCCUUUACUUUGUAAGAGUUUUUCAAGUCAGUGUCAUUGUUAGCACACAUGCAAGGUUAGAUUUCGCUUUCUGUGUUAAGCUUGUUUGUCCUGUUUGAAAAGAUUGACAUUGUUUGUUUGUGUCCAAAACUUUCUUCAUUGUUGAAAUUAAAUCACAUACAUUUCU
This is a messenger RNA of Rubroshorea leprosula, 2175 nucleotides long. The record is from the annotation of a GenBank genome assembly. Lineage: Eukaryota; Viridiplantae; Streptophyta; Magnoliopsida; Malvales; Dipterocarpaceae.